Molecule: messenger RNA, 4762 nt
Organism: Pectinophora gossypiella (pink bollworm)
Lineage: Eukaryota; Metazoa; Arthropoda; Insecta; Lepidoptera; Gelechiidae
Product: integrin alpha-PS3-like
Exons: 20
Coding region: 135-2999 (954 amino acids)
Biological process (GO): integrin-mediated signaling pathway; cell-matrix adhesion; cell-cell adhesion
Cellular component (GO): integrin complex; external side of plasma membrane
Molecular function (GO): integrin binding
Source: RefSeq, a predicted model, not a curated record
AUUAUAACUAAAUGAGUGAUAACUUGGCUACGACUUACAAGAAACGAAUAAGUUAUUAAUUAUUUAUCUCAUGAUAUUUUUUUAUAUCUGUUAAAUUGAUAAAAAAAUUGUGAAGUGAAAAAAACGAACUGAAAAUGAUUACGACACUGUAUAUUUUUUUAAUAUUCAGUUUAGUGACAAGUUUAAACACCGUUUGUGGAAGUGACAUAUUUCAUCAAAAAAGUAGGAUAACAUUCCAACCCGACAACCCAUCAAGUUACUUUGGAUAUACUGUAGUUUUAACUAAUUCUGGUCUUCUAGUAGGUGCCCCAAAAGCAACAAGCAGGGUGAAACCCUCAAUAUCGCCAGGAUUAGUGUUUACAUGUCGACUGUCACAACUGAAUACCACGAAUGUGACUUGCUACCCUCUGGGGAUGGAUGAUUCGGACCACGACAAAUCAAUCCGCCGCGUGAUCACAGUGAAAGAUUUCUUCAGAAACGACAUGUGGUUUGGAGCUACCAUCGCAACCGUACCUGAUGGCAAGAUGGUUACCUGUGCCCCAAGAUGGGCAGACCCUUACAAGGACAAGCACUUGUUAGCAAAUGGGGCCUGUUACGUCGAAACGAAGAGACGAGGUCUCACGUUGACGCCUUUGAAAGAUCAGUAUCGCCUUGCAUACAAAACUGACGGUGUAAGAAAAGAAUAUGGCGAGUACGGCACCCACCUCAACUUCUACGCAUACGGUCAAGCUGGGAUGUCCAUCAAGGUUACCGAAAACAACAGCAUCAUCAUUGGUGCUCCUGGGUUGUUGCAGUGGACUGGCGGCAUCAUCGACUAUAGAUACAGCCCGGAUCCAAACAGCGUGUUCUUCAGCAAACAGCCCAUAGCCCAUCCGUAUUUUGCCAAAGAAUUGAGUCCUGAUGAUUAUUUUGGUUACAGCGUUGAGUCUGGCAUUUUCGACAUGAAUGGCUCUACAUUAUACGUAGCGGGGGCGCCGAGAUCCAAAAUGGGCUAUGGACAGGUCCUGAUCUUCGAACCGCCUGCCCGAGAGAUAGACCCUCUAAACGUCAGAGCCAAAGUCCGCGGUCCUCAACUGGGGUCCUAUUUCGGAGCAACUCUUUGCUGUACGGACCUCAAUGGCGAUGGUAGAAGUGACUUACUGGUUGGAGCCCCAAACUACGUGAGGAAAGAUGGAGACAUGCCUUACGACCAAGGAGCUGUCUUCAUUUACUUGGCUAGUGGAGAAUCACCCAGUUUGGAACUAGAAGAUGGAGGAUACGUAUCAGGUGUUGGAGAAAGUGGAGCUCGAUUUGGAAGCGCUAUAGCAGCCCUUGGGGACGUUGAUGGUGAUGGCUAUAAUGAUAUAGCCAUUGGAGCGCCUUGGGAAAACGAUGGUUUAGGAGCUGUGUACAUUUACAAAGGCAGUGCUAAAGGACUGAGGAGUCAGUUCGCACAAAGAAUCACAGCAGAUGAUGCUAAAAGUUUCGGCAUGUCUAUUUCAAGAGGAUUUGAUGUUGAUGGCAAUAAUUGUAGCGAUUUAGCGAUAGGAGCCCACAACAGUGGCACAGCAUAUCUAUACCGCUGCGUACCAACCAUUCAAGUACAUGCCUACAUCAAAGUCCCUGAUGCCAUGAAUUUGCCAAAGAAUGCUACGAGUUUCUCGGCACUCUUUUGCAUUACUGUUCCACCUAAGAAAUCUUGGUCUCAUGUUAAAACUGAUCUAACGGCAAUAAUAACUAUCGACCCUGAAGGCAAUAGAGCUAUGACGGUUGGAGACUCAGAAUAUAGAAUUACUGCCAAACCUGGAAACGAUGUAUGUGAUGAACAAGUUGUUGAAGUCAAACCAACAGCAGACUUGUCGAAACCAAUUUUGAUGAAAAUGGACAUAAAGCAGAAAGCACCAGUGAUAGAUGAAUUGUCAGUUUUCCAUCGAGACGCUGCAAGAUUGUCAGAAAAUUCUACUCUCCACACUUCAUUCCUAAUCCAACUUAUCAGAGAUUGUGGUGAAGAUCUCAUCUGCACUCCUUGGUUGGAGAUGACGUUGGACGCUUUUGAUAGCCAAUAUGUACCAGGGACGAAUCAGUCUCUAGGAGCAAAGAUCACGGUUUUCAACAAAGAGGAACCUGCUUACGGUGCCAAAGUCUACCUUCAGUUGCCUCUACCACCAAAACGGGUCCCUAGUGCCUGCUCAUUAGAUGACCUUAAUAUGACCUGUGAUGUACCAGCGCCUUUGGAAAGAGGGGAUUCGAUUAUAUGGGAUAUAGAACUUGAAUAUAGCAUGAAAGCUGUUGAUGACAAAAUGCUGAAGAUAGUGGCAGAAUUGAAAGAUCCAUUGUACAGGAAUAUUACCGCUGAUAAUGUUAAACAUGUCGAAAUUGCGGUUGUGCCUAUGGCUAGUUUUAGUGUGCACGGGAAAACAUUGCCCAAUGCAACCGUUGCUGUAACAAGAGAGAAGUACAACAAAGCUGAUAAUGUGUCUUUGAUACAUUAUUUUGAGAUUACCAAUCACGGUCCAUCCAAUUGGCAUCGACUACAUGUUUUAUUCAACCUUGCUAAAAAUGUCACACUAGCCAGCCAUAUCAACGGAUGUGAGACAAAUGAUGGCAACCUAACAUGCGCGUGGGCAGUAUCCGCUAAAGCAUCUAAAUCUGUUGCUGUGCCGCUGAAGUACGACUUGGGAAAAUAUGGUCAAUAUUUAGAAGAAGAAACCAAUAUUAAUGUGACUACAACCGUAAUUCUUCUAUCAGAAAAUCCACAGAACUUAUCAAUAACAACAAUGUUAGUACUGGACCCAGCACCACCAAUUUGGCCCCAUAUCGUAGGAUCUAUAGCUGGUCUACUACUUUUGGCUGCAAUAGUCUACGGUUUAUAUAAAUACGGAUUCUUCUCCCGGACGCGUCGUGAUGAACUGAAGAAGCUGCAAGAGACUCCAGACGACAUCCCCGACUGCUCGAGUGGUCCACCUUCGAUAAACGCUGAUGAAUCCACACAAGAGCUUCUAAGUGAUGAUUCCGAUUGAGUACCGUUGCCGAACUAUAAAUAGGGUGGUUUCCAACUAGUCAAAUCAGUUACUUUUUUCUAAUUGUCAAAACACGUCAUAGAAAAACGUGACAAGAUGUCGGACUUAUAAUUUCGUUUUUCUUUAUUAAGAUUCAUAAAUAAGUUAAAUAAAAAAGAAAUCAUUUUUAGUCACCUUUAGAUCUGUCUUUAUUUAGUAAUCACAAUGUCAUAAUUUAUCUUUGAGCUAGGAAAUUAUCCUAUUGGGUAGGUACUUGACAGUUUUCGGAUAAGUAUUUAAAAAAUACAGACGGUUAUUUUAUACCUCUUAAAAUAUUUUAUUAUCUCGAAUAUUUUUUUUUUUGUUUUGGUUUUCCCCGAAGGGUAAGGCAAAGGGAACCAUGCCCAUACAGCCAUGUCUGACGUAUUUUUUUCUUGAUGAUUAAUGAAAUGAUGAAAGGUGAUGAUGAUGAAACCUAAGUCCCCACCCUCGGAGUAGACUCCUACUCCGAACCCCAAACGAAUUAACUCAAAAGUCCGCAUAAACUUUUGAGUUAUGAAGCGGCUUCCCGGCACGAAGCGAAAAUAGGCAGAUACACUUUGUUUAUUGAAUACUCCAAUAUAAUAACACUCGCGAAUGUCUUCCGACUAACUUAAUGCGAUCAUUAACCACAAAACACCACUUCGUAUUAAUUAUUUAGAUUACUCAAUGAAGAAAGCAACUGUCCCGUUCCCGUUUCCCGCCGAAAAGCCCUUAUCUCGAAUAAAUAAAAAUAUAUUUCUCUUCAUUAAUUUCAAAUUUCGCGCGAAAACGGUUGGUCACGUGACAUUUUGCCCGGUGACGUCACAUAUCAGUAAGCAAAGAAACUGUCAAACAGUCUAACUUGAAACCUGACAGAUAGUUUCUGCUUAUUUUGUGAAUUGUGACGUCACAAGAAGUCAAUCAUGGCCGCCCGUGGUUCGAGUCUUGUAAUACACAGAUAAAAAAUCACAUUCUAAUUUUGUAAAAAUAAAACAUUAAAAAAAUGAACUUAAAAAACUAUUGGAUAAUUUUCUCUACUAUAUACGACCGACAUAUUUCAUAUUUUAUUGUUAUAACUGUUAAUUAGCCAAUUAGACUCCCUACUAUCGAUAGUAUUGGUUUUAAUGAUUUAGGUAAUAUAAACAGACUGAUUAAAUUUUAGCUUAGUUCAUUAAUUUAAAUAAUAAUACAUAAUAAAUAAUAAAGUUCUUUAUUUACAGGCAUGUACCUACACCCACUAUUACAAAAUAUGAAUAAAAAGAUAUAUAAGUACAGUACUUAUACAACAAAAUAAAUAAAUAAUAAUGUCGAAUUCAAUAACGUAUACAUAAUAAAAUAUUUUUUGCAAUAACAUCCGUCUUAAAAGUAAAAGAAAUAGCUUGAAAACAAGUUAUGUAAAAUAAACUAUGUAUAUUAUUAAUAAACAAUCUAUUUAUAAAAGAAAUAACUUGAAAACACGGCCAGUCUUUUACUGUGCAAGUUGAGCGUUUAUGGAACUCCUUACCUGCUUCCAUCAGAGUCGCUAACUCUCUUCAGAGCUUCAAAAACCAGUUGCGAGCUCAUUUUGAAUCCUUAUGCGGAUAUUCUUAGGAUGUUACUACUAUGUAUGAUGUAUUUUAUUUGUUUCAAUACCUGUUUUGUAUGUAUUAUUUAUUAUUAUAGUUAGGUAUAUUUUUUAGUAAAUAUGUAUUAUAAUAAUUAUAUUGAGUAUUGAUUAAUAUAUGUACGUAUAAAGUAUUUAUUAUAUAUAUUUAUUAUAUUAA